AUGAAGAGAAGUUAUUGGAGGGAUAAAGAGAAGCGUGCGUGGAGCGGUCGCAAACCGAGUUACCAUCGCCGCCGGUAUGGAAGAACCUAUUGCGACCACUAUCCUGAAAGACCUGAAGAGGAGGAGACGGAGUCCCCCGUAAAUACAGGCCCCAGUAAUAGUGAAAAUUCUUCUUCCAGUUUAACACAGAACUCUAUAGCACCAGAGCUGCCAGGAUUUUACUAUGACUCGGAAAAGAACCGUUAUUUUCGUCUAUUGCCUGGACAUAAUAACUGCAACCCACUCACCAAGGAGAGCAUUCAGUACAAAGCAAUGGAAUGUAAAAGACUGAGGCUCUUAGAAGAGGAAGAAAAACAAAAGAAGAAGACAGCAAGGCCUGGACUGAACUCAUCUAUGCUGUUGCGUAAAAGGCAGCUGGGUUUACUUAGCUCCAGAAGUUAUUGCAGACUAGUCCAUGAACUAAAAGUAAACUGCAUGCAGAGGCGGAAGAUAGAAAUCCAUAGUCCAGAUUCCUCAGUCACUGGAACCAACAACUUUAAAAUAAUUGUGGCAGAUGGCGCUUGUGAGCGGAUAUUCACUGUGAAUGAUGUAGAACAUGGAGGGUGUAAAUAUGGGAUCAUCAAUCUCAGUGGUUUGGGGCAGGAGUCGCUCACUGUAGAGAUGUAUGACAACCUUUACUUCACAAACCGCAAGGUGAAUUCUGUGUGCUGGGCAUCACUGACUCAUCCAGAUUCUCAUGUUUUGCUGUGUCUCAUGGGAAUUGCAGAAACGCCAGGCUGCGCCAGCCUGCUUCCCGCGUCGCUGUUCAGCAACUCUAACCCAGGAGAUCGACCAGGAAUGCUGUGCAGCUUUAAGAUAUCCACUGCCUGGUCCUGUGCGUGGUGCCUGAAUCCCCAGGCUGACAACUGCUUCAGCACGGGCCUGACACGGCGCGUUCUUGUGACCAAUGUAGUGACAGGCCAUCGACAGACAUUUGGAACCAACAGUGAUGUUCUGGCACAACAGUUUGCCACACAGAGCCCAGUGCUGUACAACGGCUGCCGCUCAGGUGAGAUUUUCAGCAUCGAUGUGCGUCAGCGCAGCCGAAAGGGCCAGGGCUGGAAAGCAGUUCGUCUCUUCCACGCCUCGGCAGUUACCUCUCUCCGCCUUCUCCAGGCCGAACACUAUCUCAUGGCAGCAGACAUGGCUGGAGAGAUAAAAUUGUGGGACCUUAGAACAACGCAGUGUGUGAAACAGUACAAAGGCCAUCACAACGAAUAUGCUGUUCUCCCCCUGCAUGUGAAUGAGGAGGAGGGACUUCUUACAGCAGUGGGCCAGGACUGCUACACCAGAAUCUGGAGCCUGCAGGACGCCCACCUGCUCCGAACCAUUCCUUCUCCCCACCCCGCCACCAAAGAUGCCAUUCCCAGUGUGGUGCUUUCUUCGAGGCUUGGCGGUAGCCGUGGAGUUCCUGGCUUGCUCAUGGCUGUUAAACAGGAUCUCUACCACUUCUCUUACAACUGA
Messenger RNA from Tinamus guttatus (white-throated tinamou), 1503 nucleotides. It is a transcript of the gene DCAF4, whose product is annotated as DDB1 and CUL4 associated factor 4. Gene Ontology annotation, cellular component: Cul4-RING E3 ubiquitin ligase complex. The record is from RefSeq and is a predicted model, not a curated record. Gene Ontology annotation, molecular function: protein binding. NCBI's taxonomy places the organism in Eukaryota, Metazoa, Chordata, Aves, Tinamiformes, Tinamidae.